GCGCCAGAAACUGGUUUGUAGAUAACUGUUCAGAUAAAGCGAUGAAAUCCGGAGCGUCCAUUCGGGCUCUAGUUCUGACUCCGGAACGGAUCCCGACCUUCGUCAUCCCAUCUUCUUACCGGGCCUCUCCCAUGUUCGACCGGGACUCCCCGACCCGCUCCAGGCUCCUGUUGGAAGAUGACGACGAGGACCCAACCGGAACCAGCCCGACUCGGUCCUCCUCCUGGCGUCGCCGGCGCUCUCCACUGGCCUGCCGCCAUCGCGUCGCCGACACGGACCCGACGACGCGAGCGGCGAUGUCGCUGCCGCACGUACCGAAGGUGACGACGUCUUACGGCUUCCGCGGCGUGUUGGCCACCACGCCGUCCACCAACCGGAGGGAGUCUCUGUUUCACCGCAGCAGACGCGUUAAGGUGACUGUGAAUGCCGCGGUGCCAAAAGACGCAGCGGAAGUUUCUCCCACCGGAGGGUCCCGGGUCAGCUUGCGGCCCGUUAAGGCGCUGGGCCUGAAUAUGAUGGAGGAGCUGAAGAAAGCUGCAGCUUCUCUGAAGGCGCUCAGUCCUGCUGCUCGUUCUUAAAUGAGAUGAUCUCAAUUUACUCAAGUUUUAUA
Molecule: messenger RNA, 610 nt
Organism: Xiphophorus maculatus (southern platyfish)
Lineage: Eukaryota; Metazoa; Chordata; Actinopteri; Cyprinodontiformes; Poeciliidae
Product: C2 calcium-dependent domain-containing protein 4C-like
Exons: 2
Coding region: 42-578 (178 amino acids)
Source: RefSeq, a predicted model, not a curated record